GUAGUAGGAGGGGGAUCGGGGAGCCGCGCGAGAGAACCUGAGCGUGGAGGGCACCGGCGGAGCCCAGCCUCCCUGCCCAGCCACGGCACCGAGAGCCACACCGGGCUCGGAGGCGCAGAGCCGGACAGACCCGUUGAGCGUCGCACGGGAGGCGCCCGAACCCGAGGCGCGCCCAGCUCGGCCGGAACCCACAAGGCAGCUGCCUCUCCUCCUCCGCUCCAACCAUGUCGCCCUCCCGGGCAACGGCUCGCUGAGCCUGGAUCGCACCUCUCCUCCGCCCCGAUGUCGGGUCCCCGCAGCGCCUUGCAGGCCUGGUGCCGCCGCCAAUGCGAGGGCUACCCCGGCGUAGAGAUCCGCGACCUCAGCAGCUCCUUCCGGGAUGGCCUGGCCUUUUGCGCCAUCCUCCAUAGGAACCGGCCUGAUUUGCUGGAUUAUGAAUCGCUUUCUAAGGAGAAUGUAUAUGAGAACAACCGCCUGGCAUUUGAGAUAGCUGAGCAGGAACUGGGGAUCCCCGCCCUGCUGGAUCCCAGCGACAUGGUCUCCAUGAAGGUCCCUGACUGUCUCAGCAUCAUGACUUAUGUCUCCCAGUAUUACAACCAUUUUAACAACCCCAGCCAAGCAGCCAAGGUCCCUCCAUCGAUGAAGCGCCCGCUGGUUGCCUCCUCGCCGACUCUGGCAGCCCACAGGCCUGUGACUGCUUCUGGGAUGACAUCAGUAGCCCAGGAUGAUGUUUCUGAAGGCUUAGCAGAGCGGUCCCAGAGGACCACCCUUAGCAGCACUUGUGCAGCUUGCCAAAAACAUGUUCAUCUGGUUCAGCGCUACCUGGCUGAAGGCAGACUCUACCACCGUCAGUGCUUCAGGUGUAAGGAAUGCUCCAGCACACUUCUCCCUGGAUCCUACAAGCCUGGACCCGAACUGGGCACCUUUGUGUGUACUGAGCAUUGUGGCAAACUGGGCCUCAGUGUGAGAAGAGAGCGCAGGCCAAGUCCAGAUCUUCAGCAUGUCAGAGAACUCCAAGGGACUGAGGGAAUGAGUACUUGCACGGAGGAAGAGAAUGGAGUACUGGAGAGCUGCCCAUCGGCCACAGAACAGAAGGGAAAAAUGGGGGAGAGAGCAGCUGAUGGAGAUGAGUCACAGACUGAGAUGCCUCUUUCCCAGCCUAGGAGUGAAAUGCUCAGUUCAACUCCCAGCACUGAACCUUGCUCCCAGAUGCCAUCCAGGCCUCCGUUGCCAGCCAAACCAGCCAUGCUCAUCCAGGAAAAAGGUAGCCAGCAAUUUGGGCAGCUCAAGGAGACCAGACCCACCCCUGCCCCUCGGAAGAGCACAGACACUACAGCCCUCUCGCCCCCAAACUCCCACCCUGUUCCAAGGCCCAGAGCCAACGUGCAGAGCGAGGGCUCCAGUGAGCCAGCAUCCAGCCUGGUCAAUGGCAGGCCUUCUGAGCUGUCUCCACCAGUUCCGAAACCCAGAGGCAGGCCCACAUCCUCAGACCGAACUGGAGAAUCUCCAAGGCCAAAAGACCCUCCAUGGAUUGUGUUGGUCCAGGGGGAGCCCAAAAAGAAGCCUGCUCCUCCGCCACCAAGCAGUAGCAAGGAGCCUCCAACAAGGACUUUGGAAGAGGACAAAGGCGGUGAAGAGGAAGUAGGGGAGGCUGAGAGAAGAGAAGGAAAGCCCACAGUGAGGGAGCCAAAGCCCUAUAACCCCUUUGAGGAUGAUGAUGAGGAGGAGGAGCAGAAAUCAGUCAUGCCACAGAGUACUGAAAAACAAGAGCCAGGAGAGAGCGAGGCCUCAUCCAGGAUUGCUCACCCCUGGUAUGGCAUCACCCCCACCAGCAGCCCCAAGAUCAAGAAGCGGCCAGCUCCAAGGGCCCCCAGUGCCUCUCCGCUUGUUCACCAUCCCGUUUCCAGAAUCUCCCACUCCGAGCCAUCGUCUUCCACCCCAUCCCCUGCCCUUAGCCUGGAGAGCAUCACGUCUGAGUGUUUAGCCAAGGCUGCUGACAACCUGGAGGAGACCUCCGUGCCCAAGAGCUCCUCUGAGCCUAUGGUCCACGCUCCAGCUGCUUCUGUUGUCGUCUCUUGCUCAGACCCUCCACUUGCCAGCGUGUCCUCCAGGGAGAGCCCUGCAGCUCUGCCCAGUGGUUCCACUGGCUCCUCCCUUUCAUCAUCCAGUGAUUUGGCUGGUGAUGGCCAAGAGGCACAGGGGAGGAAUUUUCAGACUACACCAAGCUGCUCAUCUGGGAAUUUGGACGCCAGCCCUGGGCGAGUCUCCCCGAGGCUUCCCCCCAGUGCCACUCCCACUCCCAUCCUCUUGGCUUCAGAUCUGAGUGGCAGAGCUGCCACAAAUUCUCCCUCACCCAAAGCACAGCCAAAGUCAUCCUGCAAAGAGAAUCCCUUCAACCGGAAGCCGUCGCCUGUUGCCUCCCCCUCUAUUAAGAAAACCCCAAAGGGACCCAAGCCCGCAAGGCCUCCUGCUCCUGGACAUGGCUUUCCUUUGAUCAAACGGAAGGUUCAGUCAGACCAGUAUGUCCCAGUGGAGGAUAUCUAUGGUGAGAUGGACAGCAUAGAGCAGCAGCUGGAUGAGCUGGAGCACCGAGGAGUUGAGCUAGAGAGGAAGCUCCGCAGCAUGGAGAAUGAUGUCCCUGAAGAUGGCUUGCUGGUUGACUGGUUUAAACUUAUCCACGAGAAGCACAUGCUGGUGCGACGGGAGUCUGAACUCAUCUACAUUUUUAAGCAGCAAAACUUGGAGCAGCGUCAGGCUGAUGUGGAGUAUGAACUCCGGUGUCUCCUCAAUAAACCUGAAAAAGACUGGACAGAUGAGGACCGAGUGAGGGAGAAGGUGCUGAUGCACGAGCUUGUGACCAUUAUCGAACAACGGAAUGCCAUCAUCAACUGCCUGGAUGAGGACCGGCAAAGGGAGGAAGAGGAAGAUAAAAUGUUGGAAGCCAUGAUUAAAAAGAAAGAAUUUCACAAGGAAGCUGAGGCAGAGAGCAAGAAGAAAGGAAAAUUCAAGCCCAUGAAAGUGUUGAAGCUGCUUGGGAACAAACACGACUCAAAGAGCAAGUCACCCAAGGAGAAAAGCUAAAGCAGGUUGCAGCCAGACAUGGAGAGCACUGUCUUGUACUCUCAGACUGCACCAGCUGAUUGGCUGGGUACCUGGCAAAAUAGGACUUGUGGCCUCUUCCUCUUUUAUUUUUAAGAAGCUGUGCCUCGCCAUACACCAAAGAUGGUUUUUUCCUGGAGAAAUUCAGUUGACUUCCAUCAAGAGAUGCUUCUUUGCCUAGUAAAGGGAGAGGCCUGGUAGGUCAAAACAACACUGAAAAUAAAGGAGGGACAGACUUGGAAGAGGAAGCUAACUUGUUCCUUCAGGGUAGGGUGGGGGCUGAGGUGGGGAUGGGAAAGUGAAAUAGCAUCAAACUUCUUCAAUUGUGUGUGUGUUCUUAUUGUUAAUGGUUCCUGGCAGUCCAGGAUUUGAGUGUCUGUGGGAAACCUUGCACUAAUUGUCCCCCUUCUCUAACUGUGAUAGUCACGUGUGCCUCAUAUCCCUCUCCUUUGGGGAGGAGACCUUCUGUAGCAGUCUGGGAGCCUCCUCUUCCCUGCCCCAAAUCCCUUUUAUCUUUACCUUUUUGUCCCAAAUAUAAAUCUCUCCCACUAUGGUCAAUUGAAAAGCCUCUGAGUUUUCAGAGCAGGGUUUAUUUAUUUAUUUUGUUGGCAUAAACUGUUAAAACUAGAAUGAUCACAGAAAAUGCUUCUUAAUCAUAUAGAAGAAGCCAAAAAUCUAACUAGCGCCCUAUUUCUAGAGGCCUUUCCCACACCAAAGGAGGAUGUGCUAUGGAUGCUCACUCUCUUGGAAACAUUUUCAAAAGUAUGGAAGAAAGGUUAAGGCAGCUGUCUCAAACCCUGUGCCCUCCAGAUGUGUUGGACUGUAACCCAUCAUCUCCUACCAGAAGCCAUGAUGGUACAAGAAGGUGGAAGUUGUCUGGCGAUCACCAGCUUGGGGAAGACUAUGUUAAGAGGAUGGUAUUUGUGCGGGUCUCAUUGGCCCUUUAAACCCUCUUGAUUGCUGCUGCUAAUUUCAUCCAUGGUGCUCCUCAGGGGACACAGGGACUGGGAAGGGAUCAAGAAUUCCCUGUCUACUGGUAAGGCGUAAGAGGAUGUCAAGAUAUACUUAAUGCCAUAAGGCUUCUUUUUGCCUUGUUCAUCAGUGCUGUCCUUAGCCUAUCUGGGAGGGAUCUCAGUUACUCCUCCCCAAGCUUGAUCUGUAUAUAUUUUUCUAAGUGUGCAAGAGAGUUCUUUCUGUAGGUUUUUUUUUAAACAAACUUCCAAACUCCACCCCUCCCCCCAAUUCCAGCUCUUUGGUGUGUGCGUGCGUGCGUGCAUGUGUGUGCAAGUGUGCAUGCUGGAAGGGAAGUCAUGUCUUUCCUCCUUCCUUUCUGCCUUCUCCUCUUAGUCGAGGAGCUAUUUAUUGAGAUGUAUAAUUGCUUGGUCUGAGUUAAACACUGACAGUAUUGUAAGUGUUGGUUAGUCAGCUGUUAGUCUUGAGUUCCUGUUAGCAGAGUAGACUACCAGCCCAGAGCAAAUUGCUGUGCUGCCUUAUCCAAAUACAAUGACUUUUGAGAAGUCCCUCCUGCGACAUUCAGCUUCAGCCAUUCCAGAAAGGGAUCUGAGUUCAUCAGUGAUACCAGCAUCUGGAGAAGGCCAUGUUCUAAAUUCCAUAGCAGGGGAUUAGAGCCACUAUCAGCCUCCUGCUCCCCACAGCGAAGUCACCCUGGAUUUGAUCCCAAAGCACAACUUUUCCCUUUAUAAACAAUACAAAUCAGUGUUUCAAAUGCCAUCAGACUGGCUCCCAUCAGAGAUCCCCACACCCUCUUGGACAUAAUGACACUGUAUUAACUGCAAUCUCCACUGACAUGCAGGGAACUGAUAAAUAAGUAAAAUAAUUGUAUUUAA
This is a messenger RNA of Varanus komodoensis (Komodo dragon), 4946 nucleotides long. It is a transcript of the gene MICALL1, whose product is annotated as MICAL like 1. The record is from RefSeq and is a predicted model, not a curated record. The coding region runs from base 283 to 3081 and encodes 932 amino acids. Lineage: Eukaryota; Metazoa; Chordata; Lepidosauria; Squamata; Varanidae. The transcript is spliced from 16 exons. Gene Ontology annotation, molecular function: protein binding.